Molecule: messenger RNA, 579 nt
Organism: Populus euphratica (Euphrates poplar)
Lineage: Eukaryota; Viridiplantae; Streptophyta; Magnoliopsida; Malpighiales; Salicaceae
Product: taxoid 7-beta-hydroxylase-like
Exons: 5
Coding region: 1-579 (192 amino acids)
Biological process (GO): sterol metabolic process
Molecular function (GO): iron ion binding; heme binding; oxidoreductase activity, acting on paired donors, with incorporation or reduction of molecular oxygen
Source: RefSeq, a predicted model, not a curated record
AUGAACUUCUUUGGGACCCCAACAAUGUUCCUUCAUGGACUGGCUGCAAAUAAGUUCAUCUAUACUUGUGAUGGUAACACACUUGUCAAUCAACAUCCAUUAUCGCCUGAACUGUUAAAGCAAUAUGCUGGUAAGAUAGAUGAAGAAGUUAGGAAGCAUUUUGAGAUGCAUUGGCAUGGCAAGCAGAAGAUUUCGGCAAUGCUAUUGAUGAAGACCCUUACAUUCAACAUUUUGAGCUCACUGAUAAUUGGAAUUGAACAAGUUGAGAAAAGAGACGUACAUAUAGAGCUAUUUCAACAACUGCUGAAGGGUGUUCUAUCGAAUGAUCUUGCAAGUAUCAAAUACACAUGGAAAGAAGCUUUGGAGUCUCUAAGGAUAAUGUCUCCUGUAUUCAUUUCCUUCAGGAGGGUCGUUAAAGAUUUGGAGUAUGAAGGAUACCUUAUUCCCAAAGGAUGGCAGGUAGCUUGGUCAGCCUGCAUGACACACAUGAAUGAGUGUAUCUUCCCAGAUCCAUCGAAGUUUGAACCAAGACAUUUCAAGAAAUCAGCAUUCCUCCCUCCAUACAGUUUUGUAGCAUGA